AUGUACCACCUAAAGCUCUUUUUUCUUCCAUUGGGGUCUACUCUGUGCAGCGUUGCCAGUGGUGCCAGUACUGGUAAUAAUGUUCCCAGCAGCUUCAACUUAUAUGCCUAUGGGCAUGGGAUUGGCGGAUACCCUAUUGUUUACCUCGACGGUAUCGCCCACGUCAGCUCACAAAGUCAGUUGAACACCUCAACUCAAGUUGCCCGCUUCACUCUCUCGUCCAACACUCUCAUUGCCAACUCCAAUAGCACCGACGACAAUGGUGGAUUUUCCAAUGCCACAUUUUUCGUUCCAGGCCCCAACGACUCAUCGCCACAAGCGGGCUUUGUGAAUGGAACCCCGCCUGCUACGGCAAUAUCCUCGGGUUGGACAUUCUAUGGACAAACACUUCUACUUGUGGGUUCGUCAGGUCAAUGGGAAGGGCUCUUCUCCGCCGAACCUACCGAACAGGAUGAUAUCUUCUCCCUCAACUGGAACCAAACAUCGGAUACAGCUAUCCCGCUAUCAGUACGUUUCACUACACCUUCCAGUGCUACUAUGUAA
Messenger RNA from Trichoderma asperellum CBS 433.97, 543 nucleotides. RefSeq lists its product as uncharacterized. The record is from RefSeq and is a predicted model, not a curated record. NCBI's taxonomy places the organism in Eukaryota, Fungi, Ascomycota, Sordariomycetes, Hypocreales, Hypocreaceae.